UUGAGAAGAAGAAAAUAAAAGAGUGAGGGAGGGAGGAGUUUGUGUUGCAAACAUACAUGUAUGCACAGAUCAGACAAGAGUGGGGAGAAGUGGAGGACACAAAAAAGGAUAAGAUUGCAGAAACGCAUACAGGAACAAAGCAAGACAUGGAGUUGCGUGAGAUAUUAGAAGAAAAACGACGUCUAGACUGCCGUGGUAAUCUGGGACAUGAGCCGUGCUAAACAGGUCACUGCAAACUUACACAGACAUAUGGACAAAAUGGGGGCCAGUCGUCCAUUGCCCAGUGCGCCCAAAGAUUCGUUAAGUGCUGCAAUUGAGGCCAUAAGUGUGAGUACAGAACUUGUUGAGGACGAGCUGAAGCCAUAUUUGGAUGCAGUGUUGAAUGUUGCUAUAGAAAGAAAAAAUGGUAUUUCUGAGCAAGUGGUGGAAAGUGGGAUUCUGCCAGUUCUGGCCCAGAUUUUAAGAAGAAAGAGCACACUCACCACUCACACAGCAAGACUGGUUGCUGAACUGGCCAGAGAUGCUCCUGUGAGAGAUCAGUGCUUUGACACUGGCAUUGUGUCUGCCCUUGUGACUUUACUGCUAAGCCAAGACCAGGACCUCCUCCUUCAUGUUAGCCAGGCCAUCGCCAGGAUCUGCUAUGACAGCAACUUGCAGCAGGAGCGCUUCCUGAGGCUCGGAGCUGUCCCACGACUGGUGUCGGUUCUUCUUCAACACAGUAACAAUGAAGCACUGCGGAGCUCUUGCCUUCUGGCCUUAUGCAACCUGGCCGACAUGGGUGAAGAGGAUGGCUCUAUGUUCUCCUGGGAGGAAGGGGCUCAUUUCGGAGAGGGUGAGCAUGUGUUUCGCGGCACCUCGCGGUAUUCUAUCGGCUUCUCUUCAGCCGUGACUGUGGUCAGGCUGAAACAGUGGACCAACGGCCAAUACUCUGUGGCAGUGGAAGUGCUUCAAAGGUGCUCCACAAUGCUGUGGGGCGCAAACAAUGGCCACCAGAAUGGACACCGCUUAUCAAACUUUUCCAAUCUAAGCAGUUGCCCAAAAUUGUAUAAAGUUAUCAAAUGCUCGGUGAAGAACAUCCCGAGAAACAGGAAUCUGAGGGCAGCAGUGCUUCAUACCCUCCUGUGAAGCUUAAUUGUCUUGGACUAAUGCUAUUAAUGAAUGUUUGAGGUGGCCUAAACGGGUGAUCUGGUGUAAACCAUGUCCCGACAUUUAAGGAGCUCAUUUCAGCCAUUUAUGUAACAAAAUGGAUCUGAAAGACAUACAGUAUAACUGCUAUUGCUGAGGAUACAGAUCGAAAGCCAGGUCACAAGUUUUGUUCAGGCAGUUUAAGACUUAGAGUUCUGUGCUGGCUGUGCACAGAACAUGAGAACAGGUGGACGCCGAGCUGCAAUCUGCUAGCCUUUCUGAACUCUCUGAUUAGUCCAUAAGAGGCCUUACAGUAGUGGAUUAUCCAGACCCAACGUUCAGGGUCAGAGCAGCUACACUCACCCAGGUCACAAUAUGCAACUGUGUUGCAAAAUGCACCAAGGGAAAUGGAUUUACAGAUGUCAGUUUUGACUUGCUGUAUGUUUACAGUGUUCAGGUUUAGGUGAAGGCAGAUUAGUAAAUGAAUCAGUGGUACUAACCAGUAUAACUGGGUUUCAAAUUGAAUUCAUGAGCACAGCAAAUAUUAAAGUCUAUUAAUAACCAUGUAGAAAACCUCUGCUCAAGUGGCCUAUACCCAUAUUUUACGCAAGUAGGCCCAGUGAUUUCACACUAUACAGGAUUCCUACAGACAUUGAAAAAAGUGGACUUGAAGUGACUAGAUUUACCUGUUUAAAUGUUUGGGGUUGUUCAUAUAAAAAUAAUAAUAAUAAUAAUAAUUUAAGUCUUAAUAUACAGUUGAAGUCAAAAGUAUUAGCCCUCCUGUGAAUUUCUUUUUCAACUAUUUCCCAAAUGAUGUUUAACAGAGCAAGGAAUGUUUCACAGUAUUUCCUAUAAUAUUUUUCCUUCUGGAGAAAGUUUUAUUUCAGCUAGAGUAAAAGCAGUUUACUCUUUUACUAUAUUUUAAUUAUAUUUUAACUAUAUUUUACUAUAUUUUAAAACCUAUUUUAAGGUCAUUAUUAUUAGCUCCCUUAAGUGAUUUUUUAAAAUUGUUUACAGAACAAAUCACUGUUACACAAGGACUUGCCUAAUUACCCUAACUUGCCUAAUUAAGUCUUUAAAUGUCACUUAAUCAGAAAACUAGUAUCUUAAAAAAUCUAGUAAAAUAUUAUGUACUGUCACAGUGCUUCCCAUAGAUUUGAAAUAUACUUGUGGUGGUGGCAGAUUGAAACACACCUUUAACCCACAUAACAUAAAUAGUUAAUUAUAUGUGACAAACAAAACUAUUAAAUUUUUAAUAAUAAUUUUAUUUAUUAUGACUAUGUUAUAUACUGUUUAUUUUCAAUAGGUUAAAUUAAAAAAGACUUGAAAAAAAAGACAUCCACUAUUUUUCUUACUCAUAUGCUAUACAGAAGCUAUGUGCACUCACUGACAGGGAAAAUCUGCUUCUCUCUCUUUCAAGUUCAAAGCAAACUUGAAUGCCAAAGCAUUUUAGAUAUGUAUAUAAAAUAGCCUAUGUUUUAUAGCCUAAUGUCAUCAUUAAAUUAAUAAAAUAUACAGAAAAUUUGAAAUAAAUGACAGAAAAAGGAAUAAGAAGAGACAAUAUCUCUAAAAAAUAUCAUAAUUAUAAGAUUAAAACAUGUAGAUUUAAAUAAGGCAAAUGUGUUGAUUAACCAUUACUUAUGGUGUAGGUAUAUUUUGACCAGUCAUUUCGUCCUCUCCGAGUAAAGUUUUUCGGAGUCGUUUAGAAUAAAGAAUCUAUUAUUGAAUGUUUCUUUUGCUCUCGUGACUGUCAGCUGCAAAGCCAAGUGAAAGUAAGCUUUAAUGCAAAAACGCUUAUAAUUAACAAACGACAGCUUUAGAAAGCAAAAGCAAAAGCCGAAUCCCGGACAUUUCAGGAGAUUUAGAAACCCGGCCGGACAAAUUUUUUAAGUGCCAAAAACGCACGUCUCUGUGGGUCUGCAGUGCAGGAGUGCUGACAGUUUAUGUGCGCACAGAAUUAAGGGAUAAACGAGAGAGGAUUUUCCACUACAUAAUCGAUCGCGGCUGAUUGGUUAUAUUAGGCGGAUACAAAAUUGUGUUGAAGGAUGAUAAUAAUAGUAAAAAACGUGUCACUAAAUAUACUUGGGGGGCCGUUAAUAUACCUGGGCGGCCCGCCCAAGUAAAUUGUUGUGUUGGAAGUACUGCUGUCAUCAUGGCUAAGAUAAAAGAAAUCAUUUAUUAGAAAUUGGUUAUUAAAACUAUUAUGUGUGGAAAUGUGUUGAAAAAAAUCUGCUCUCCAUUAAACCGAUAUUGGGGAAAAAAAUAAACAGGGGCGCUAAUAAUUCUGAAUUCAACUGUAUGUACAGCAAGGCUGCUAAUAUUGGUUCAUAAAUAUAGUAAGCAACAAUUUAAAAUAAUCUUAAGAACGAUGAACACAUUUGUGCUGAAGAACAGCCUUUAUGUAAAAUCCUAAUCUUUUGUAAAAUUGAUCAUAUAUUUGUCACUUUUGUUCAAUUUAAUGUGUUUUAGCUAUACAAAUGAAUUCCUCAAUAUAAAACAAACUGACCCCAAACAUUUAAAUAUUACUGCAUGUCCAUUUUUUAUGAGUCUAUUAUUGUUCCAAUGAAUCAAUUAACACCAGUUCUUAAAUUGGAGCGAAUUAUUCAAUAGCAGUCUUUGUGACUCUACAUAUGACAAAAGGAU
Danio aesculapii is the source of this 3768-nucleotide messenger RNA. RefSeq lists its product as uncharacterized. The transcript has 5 exons. Lineage: Eukaryota; Metazoa; Chordata; Actinopteri; Cypriniformes; Danionidae. Gene Ontology annotation, biological process: positive regulation of GTPase activity. Gene Ontology annotation, cellular component: cytosol. The record is from RefSeq and is a predicted model, not a curated record. Gene Ontology annotation, molecular function: protein binding; guanyl-nucleotide exchange factor activity. The coding region runs from base 208 to 1125 and encodes 305 amino acids.